GGGUCGGAAGUGGCGGCGGCUCGGCCGAACCCGGCGAGGCCACGUCUGUUUCGGGGCUCCGCUCCUUGGCCGGGGCCGCGGGAGCAGCGCGGGCAGCGCAGCCGGACCCUCGUCGCGCUUCCUCCUCUCCUUUCCCUCAGCAGCUGGUUCGUAGCGAGGUCUCGGCGGCGGCCGGGCGCGACAGCAGCGACAUGUCGGACUUGGGGGAUUGGUUCCGGAGCAUCCCGCUGAUCACCCGCUACUGGUUCGCCGGCUCCAUCGCGGUGCCGCUCAUCGGCAAGCUGGGCCUUGUGAGCCCACUCUACCUCUUCCUCUGGCCCGACGCCUUCAUCAACCGCUUCCAGAUCUGGCGGCCGAUAACUGCAACCUUCUUCUUCCCUGUGGGACCUGGAACAGGAUUUCUCUACUUGGUGAAUUUGUAUUUCUUGUAUCAAUAUUCAUCACGGUUAGAAACAGGGGCCUUUGAUGGAAGGCCGGCAGAUUACAUGUUCAUGCUCCUGUUUAACUGGAUCUGCAUUGUUAUAACUGGCUUGGCAAUGGACAUGCAGUUGCUGAUGAUUCCACUCAUCAUGUCAGUACUUUACGUGUGGGCUCAGCUGAACAGAGACAUGAUUGUAUCAUUUUGGUUUGGAACAAGAUUUAAGGCCUGUUACCUUCCCUGGGUUAUUCUGGGAUUCAACUACAUCAUUGGUGGAUCAGUCAUCAAUGAGCUGAUAGGAAAUCUGGUUGGACAUCUGUAUUUCUUCUUAAUGUUUAAAUAUCCAAUGGAUUUGGGAGGAAGGAAUUUUCUGUCCACACCUCAGUUCCUGUACCGCUGGCUGCCAAACAGGAGAGGAGGAGUGUCUGGGUUUGGUAUCCCACCUGCUAGCAUGAGAAGAGCUGCAGAAGAUCAGCAGGGUGGUGGAAGACACAACUGGGGCCAAGGUUUCCGACUAGGGGACCAGUGAAGAACUCCUGCUCUUGGGAAACAGCAACUCUUUGGUUUUAAUGGGACGUAGAACCGACCCUUCCUGGUGCAGAGCAUGCUUAAGAACUGAGCUCUCUCUAGUACUGUCGGAUUUAACUGUUUAGAAAGAAUGUUUCUGGCUCAAGUGAAAGUUAAAAACUCCAGAAGGGAAAAAUGUAGAUGAUGCUCCAGGUUAGCCAGUAGUGUCCAAUUUGAUUCUGCCAUUAAAAAAGCCUUUGUAUACAGUAUUGUCUGUCUGCCACAGCGGGCAUCCAUUGUGCCAUCUUGUUCUAUGAUCAGACAGACCAGCGAACACUGCUCUGUCUCACCUGAUAUGUUAAAGGCUGUGUUGACCAUAGGAAAGUAAGAACCCAGUGUGAGGCAGAUGGGUCAAAGGACCCCAAAGUUUAGGAACCCAAUUUUUUUCCCCAUAGCUAUGCUUAAGUUCCAAGGUAUUCAGAAACAUUAUUUGAUAUCUCCCUGCUGCAUUCAUAAAGCAAAGUGCAAAUGUUUUGUUUCCAUUAUUAAGCUGUGUUUUGAGGGGAGGUUUCCCUGGCAAGACUAAGGAUAAGAGGGCUUUCGUUUGAAAUGGCAAUAACAGGUAUCCACAGAAAUGAAAUCUCUGAACUCUCAUGGCAUGUUACAAGGCUUGCUCUGUUUAAGAUGAAGUUGUCUGGCUUAUUGUUUUUUGUUUUUCCCUGAGAUCUGUGAAUUCUUGGCUUCAGAGUUUCUUUUUUGAUUGCACAAUUGGGUAGCACAAAUACAACUUAAACUAGAAAAUGUAACGUAUCAUUGUGGUUAAUCUAAAGGGUACUGACUGCAGCAUUACGUUUGUUAACUGAAUCUUCAGCUUUCUCUUAAAAGCUUUAAGACCUCAAAGAAUCAAAGCUGGAAAUAAACUUUUUCAGGGUCUAGACACAAUAGAACAGAUUGCUUUACUACAGAACUCUUUCAUUGUCAAAUAAGAAAUUAUGUAUACUGUUUAUUAGUAUUACUUUUUCGGUAAAGCUUUUUGACAUGGAAAAGGGAAUUAUUCUGUACAGUGGUUUUCCUUGUACUAGGUUCCCAUGGGCAGAGCACAGGGCUGAGAUCCAGGAAGCUGUAGUGCUCACUUGUCGCUGACUCACCACAUGGACUUGAGCAAACUUCUUGCUUCUCUCAGUUUUCCCAGCUGUAAGGAGGACUCGUGUGUGUCUUGUAGCGUUCCUAAAAGGUAGCUGUCCCUGAUGGCCCUAGGUCAUACUGGUAGUGAGUAAGGUAAGCCUUAGGCUUACAGAAAUGACAACACUUCAGCUAGGAGCACAAGUACUCUAAGCUUAACCAAGACUUCUAAGUUGGCACGUAGUUGCUCACUUUUUGUUUUAUAGUUGAAGGAAGAAGAACGUCACUAGGAUAAGAUUCAAGUCUGACGGAAUAUCCCUUUAGUGUUUGUCUUUUUACUGAGUGGGUAGGGCACAGAAAGCUGUUCUGCCCCAACUUGGGUAUCUCAGGAAUCUCUAAGUAGGUGAAAUGAGUCUGGGCCAAAAGAUUUUUAUUACCAAAUUGUUUCUUCACUAAACCUGGGUUCUAAAGGUUUAAAAAAUUGUAAAUACUAUGUGAUGUGAAACUAAGUGGAAAAUAAGCAGCUGGGCUGAAGGCUUUCAGCUGGCUUACUUAAAAAAAACCAUGCAUGCUCCAUUUCUUCACUGCAGCUCAAUUCUGUUGAUUUGGCUUGUGGAAAAAUGUAGAAAACUAGUAAUGAUCACAUUGUGUGCUUAGGUUUUACAGGAGCUGGGAGCUCAGAAAUCACCUGCCAUGUUUGUCCAUUCAGUGAGGAGCUUAAAGAUGCUCUUGUCUUUUCUUUGUAUAAAAUGGUAGGUUGAGAAGAGGAUGGCAGUGUUGUAAAGACUAAUCUUUGAUGCUAACUUGAAAAGUCUGAGAACCAUCGUUUUUGUAGGAGUCAUGAUGCAACUGGUCUUCUAAGUCACAGUAAUAUCACUGUCUCCAAAGAAUUUGUCUUCAUUUUGAGUCAGGACCUAACUGUUAAGUGAAGAUGCAAUAGCUUGUUACUCAGCUAAAACCCUGGCACACUCAAAUUGCAGAACAUCUUUGUGUACAGAAGGCCAGAAGAAAGGCUUGAGUGGGAGGAAGCCUGGCAAAAGUCAUUGUCCUGGCCCAGUGCACUGUGCUGGGUCUUGCUUUCUAGUACAUCCUUCUUCUGUAAACUAAGAGGAAAAGGUUUGCAAGGAAAAUAGACUUCUGAUAAGUCUUGAUUAGCUUUUGAGCUGCUUCAGGUCAAUUUACUUUGCUUUACGGAAAAUUCACUUCAGAAUUCCAUAUUAUGAGCUGAGUGUGUUCAUUUCUCACUUGUCACUUGAGCUGAAGCACUGUUUGUCCUCCAGCAUACACUGACAAUGAGUACCUCCUUUCUUAUUUUGUACAGAUAAUUUCCCUUUUUGUAAUCAAUUUUUGUUGGCAAAGUUUUAAAUUAAAGUUUUAAUCUCA
Messenger RNA from Colius striatus (speckled mousebird), 3430 nucleotides. It is a transcript of the gene DERL1, whose product is annotated as derlin 1. Gene Ontology annotation, biological process: endoplasmic reticulum unfolded protein response. NCBI's taxonomy places the organism in Eukaryota, Metazoa, Chordata, Aves, Coliiformes, Coliidae. Gene Ontology annotation, molecular function: ubiquitin-specific protease binding; misfolded protein binding. The transcript is spliced from 8 exons. The record is from RefSeq and is a predicted model, not a curated record. Gene Ontology annotation, cellular component: endoplasmic reticulum membrane; Hrd1p ubiquitin ligase ERAD-L complex. The coding region runs from base 192 to 947 and encodes 251 amino acids.